GCUCAGCUGCUCUGAUUCCUUCAAGUUUUUUGUUUCUCCCUUUAUUUAACAUUUCAAGUUGGUUUUAUAUCUGGGUUUUGUUUAGUUUUAAAUGAAAUCUCAAGAAUAAGCACUUGAGCUUCUUAGCUUUAAUGGGUGCCUCAAGCUUAGGAUCCUUUUUACUGGGUUUUUGGUUUCUGGGAAUUUCUUUUCAGCUACUGUUUCAUUGAUUGGAAUUUAUGUUGCAUGGUAGUGGGUCAUUUUUGUUUUGGAAAGACUUGUAAAAUGAGAUGAUUAGUUCUAGUUUUUGAGAUACUAUUUAUGGUAAUUAAAGCUGCCAUAUUCUUCUAUUCUUCAGCAAAGUAUUUAGAUAGUAGUUUCAUUUUCCUCUGUUAUUAAAAAGAAAAGAUAAAAACUUUUUUGGGUGUUUAUAAGUUUUAUCUGUUGUUGUUGGGAUUGGAGACAGUUAGAGGUUUAGAUUUGAAGCAAAGUUGAGAAAAAUAAAUAAGCCAGGUAAUGUUGUUAUUCAUUAAUUUAUUUUUGCCUUCUUUAAAAGGAUUUUCUGGUUAGUAUAUGGUGACAUCUUGAACUAGGCUUUGCUUCUAUGUGUGUAUCAUCAGUGUAUGUAUGUGCAGAAGAACAAUCUCUGAUGAGCUAAGUGGUGCUGGAUAUUUCAAACUUGCUAUGGAAAAAAGGAAAUGGCUGUGGAAGAGGAGGUCUUCUGAGAGGAGUCCCGGCGAAACCGACACUUCCGGAUCGUUAUCGUCACAUUCCGAGAGAUACUCCGAUGAUCAGGAUGUUUCCAAGUUGUCGUCACCGCUGAAUAAUAACACACAAUCGCCUGAAGUGUCGUCAAAGGCUUCAACCAAUUCCGAAGAUGUUACGGAUAGCGUUAAGAUCUUGACAGAGAAGUUAUCAGCUGCACUAGUUAAUAUUAGUGCCAAAGAGGACUUGGUGAAGCAACAUUCCAAAGUUGCAGAAGAAGCUAUUGCAGGUUGGGAAAAUGCUGAAAAUGAAGUAGUAGUGUUGAAGCAAAAACUUGAGGCUUCAAUUCAGCAAAACUUGACCCUAGAAGAUCGUGUGAGCCAUCUCGAUGGAGCUCUCAAGGAAUGUGUAAGGCAGCUAAGACAAGCGAGAGAGGAGCAGGAGGAGAAGAUUGGUGAAGCCAUUGCUAAAGCUGCCCAGGAUUGGGAAACUACCAAAUUAGAACUUGAAAGCAAGUUGCUUGAUCUCCAAGCUAAAUCUGAAGCUAUUAAUUCCAAGCUUCCUCCUCAGGUUGGUCCUGAGGUUUGGCGAAAGAUAGAAGAUUUAGAGAAGAAAAAUGCGGACCUCAAGCUUGAGCUCUCAUCUCAGUUGGAGGAGAUGGAAAUCAGAACAAUAGAGAGGGACUUGAGCACCCAAGCAGCUGAAACGGCUAGCAAACAACACUUGGAGAGUAUAAAGAAGGUAGCAAAGCUUGAGGCCGAGUGCCGAAGACUCAAAGCAAUAGCUGGUAAAUCUCUGAAUAUCUCCUCGAUUUAUGUCGGACCCCUUACUGAUAGUCAAUCAGACAGUGGAGAACGGGUUAAUCUUGUGGAGAUCGAUACUCACAAGAUGAUUUGCUCGGAAGCAAACAAAGGAGAACUCAGUUGUUCUGAUUCAUGGGCAUCAGCCUUGAUUGCAGAACUUGAUCAAUUCAAAAACGAAAAGACCGUCAACCGAAGCCUCCCAGGUUCUUCCAUUGAGAUUGAUAUCAUGGACGAUUUUCUUGAGAUGGAACGGCUUGCUGCUUUGCCUGCAACCAAGAGUAAAAACCAAUGUCUUGAAUUGAAAGCUACUGCCAAAGUAUCUAAUAACGAUGGUGAUAGCUUGUUGUUGAAGGCUGAGCUUGAAGCCAUGAUUCAUCGAACAACGGAACUUGAAAAGAAGUUGGAGAAGAUAGAAGUUGAGAAGGCUGAACUAGAAACCGCUCUUACUAAAACUCGAGAAAGUCUCAAUGAAUCAAAACUGCAGUUGAGGGACAGCGGACUAAAAUUGGAGGAGUUGCAAAGGGAGCUCAGCAUGGUAAAUGAAGCAAAGCAAAAUCUUGAGUCUCAACUCAGGAACAUGGAAGCUGAUGUAGAGACAAUGUCAUCAAAGAUUGAAUCAUUAGAAAAAGAAAUCGAAAAGGAAAGGACCUUAUCUGCUGAGGUUUCAGUUAAUGCAAAUGAAUCAAAGAAAAUGUUGGAGUCUCAACUCAUUAGCAUCGAAGUAGAAGCUCGAACUAUGUCUGCAAAGAUCGAUUCAUUAGAAACAGAAGUCGAAAAGGAAAGGGCACUUUCAGCACAAAUAACAGUCAAGUGUCAAGAACUGGAAGAAGAGCUGUCGAGGAAGAAACAGGAAACUGAGCUCCAGCAAACUGUUAACUCGAACGUCGAAGUGAAGAUAAAACAGGAGGAUUUGACUGCUGCUGCUGGAAAACUUGCCGAGUGUCAAAGGACAAUAGCAUCUUUAGGACAACAACUUAAAUCUCUUGCAACACUUGAAGACUUUUUAAUCGACAGUGCAAGCAUACCUGAGUUCCCUAAAGGACGGUCAUUGAUUCCUGAAGCUGGUGGAGAGCCUUGGAAUUUACAUUCCAAUGAAACAUUUUCACCCAAAAGAGAUCCAGAGUCUCCUAGAACUAGUUCUGAUAAGAACAAUGGAAACACACCCCCAUCUUCAUCCUCCUCUUCAUCUAUCAUGACAUCGAAUCAUGCCAGUUCCGAGAAGAACAGAAAUGGGUUUGCAAAAUUUUUCACUCGGAGUAAGAACGGGAUACAACUAGAAAUUUAAGAACAAGUUGUAAAACAAAGAUAUAGUUUUGUCAUAUUAAAGACGGUGGUGAUUAAAUGCUGUUUGAUCACCUGUUAUUAUUGUUGUUACUUCACUCUUAGGUUGUCUCAUGUAAUGCUAUUAUUAUACAUGAAUGGUUGUGUUCAAAUUGAAA
Messenger RNA from Gossypium raimondii (Peruvian cotton), 2926 nucleotides. Its product is annotated as filament-like plant protein. Lineage: Eukaryota; Viridiplantae; Streptophyta; Magnoliopsida; Malvales; Malvaceae. The transcript is spliced from 4 exons. The record is from RefSeq and is a predicted model, not a curated record. The coding region runs from base 607 to 2772 and encodes 721 amino acids.